Messenger RNA from Notodromas monacha, 1219 nucleotides. The record is from the annotation of a GenBank genome assembly. NCBI's taxonomy places the organism in Eukaryota, Metazoa, Arthropoda, Ostracoda, Podocopida, Cyprididae.
GUAAUCUUGCUUUUUUUGCAUAAGUGUUAUUGCAGAUAUGAAAAGUGAAUAUGUCCAACAAGAGUGGCAAAAAAAGGAAACUCAUCACUCUGGAUGAGAAAAGAGUGAUGAUUCAAAGAAUUGGAAGUGGUGAAAAACAGACUGAUGUGGCAAAGGAGUAUGGACUGUCCAAGCAAAGCAUCAAUUCAAUCUGGACAAACAGGGAAAAAAUCAUGGCUGCUUGUGAGACCACUGGCAAAGGUGUCUCAAGAAUCCACAACAAAAGGCAUAGACAUCCAGUGAUGGAUGAAGUGGAGAAGCUUCUCCUCCUGUGGAUAGAAGACAUGCAAAUGAGAGGGGAUCCAUUGUCUGGGGAGCACAUCUGUAGCAAGGCCAGGCAAAUAUAUGAGGAAAUCAUCAAGGAUUAUCCUGGAGAAAGCUGUGAUUAUGAUCAUGAAGAAGAGGAAGAGGAAAAGAGGAAAGGUUUCAGAGCUAGCAAUGGCUGGUUCUACAGAUUUUUAAAAAGGACUGGAAUCAGGACUGACAAAAUGACAGGAGAAGAAGGGGAUCUGCUGCCAAUAAUAGCCUGCCAAUGUGUACUGGAUGAUGAUGAUGGAGAGGACAACAAGGAAAUGCUUGCUGAAAUUGUUGCCACUGCCAGAAAUCUGAACAUGGAUGUGGAUGAAGAAGAUCUUACAGAACUUGUUGAAGAAAAUGCUGAACAUCUGAGUGUGGAAGAUCUCAGGGAAAUGGCUGCCAUGAAAGAAAAUGAAGAACAAGGAUUGCCUAAAACACAGCAGGAGGUUCCCAUCAAAACAGCUGACAUUGAGCAAUUUUUGAAAGGAUGGGAAAGAGUUCAAGAUUUCAGCAUGAAGCACCAUCCCAAGAAGCUUGAAGUGAAGCAAGUUCUGGAUGCUGUGGAUGAUCUUUGUGGUGGAUAUUUCCGCAGCCUAAUGAAAAGCAGGAAAAUGAAGCAGACCAACAUAAAAAAUUUCUUCUCUCCUCCUAGAGCUGGGCCAUCAGGUGCUACACCUACUGGGCCAUCAGCAGGUGCCCAAGCUGGGCCAUCAAGAGACCAAAACCUGUUCAAACGUCAUGUUGGCAAUGACUCUGACUAAGCACUGUAUUUUUAAAAUGUUUUUCAUAUUUUUGAGAAUGACUGAGUAUAUAUAUGACAUAUGGGCUUCCUUCUUUCCUGUUUUGGAAGUGCAUAAAGCUCAGGUUUGAUUCAAUUAAAAAA